Molecule: messenger RNA, 858 nt
Organism: Meloidogyne enterolobii
Lineage: Eukaryota; Metazoa; Nematoda; Chromadorea; Rhabditida; Meloidogynidae
Source: the annotation of a GenBank genome assembly
AUGAACGAAGGAAAAAGCCAAAAUAUCUCUUCGGAAGUGGUGGCCAUUCUUCCAAUACUUCCUUUGCCUUUUGAAGGAGAAAUUAUUUUAAAUAACCAAACUUCUUUGGAAAAUAAUAAUUUAAUUGAAUUUUCGGCAACCGGUGUGGAUCGCAAUCCUUACGCUUUGGUAUUGGCAUUAGUUCCUGUUUUGACUAUUUUUGGUAAUUCAAUGGUAAUACUUGCCGUCAGAAAAGAGAAAUCACUUCAAUCUGUCACCAAUUAUUUAAUUGUUUCAUUAGCCUCUGCCGAUUUGUUAGUUGCCCUUUGUGUUAUGUUUUUUGCUGUUUACUACGAAUGGAAUUCAUUUGUUUGGGAUUUGGGACCUUCUCUUUGUAAUUUAUAUAUUGGUGCUGAUGUUGCUUGCUCAACCGCCUCAAUUCUUAAUUUACUUGCAAUUUCAAUUGAUAGGUAUAUAGCCAUUUCUCACCCCCUUGCUUAUUGCCAAAUUGGUGCUAACAGUUCGCGGGCUUGUUUGUCGAUAGCCCUUGUUUGGGCUGUCUCAAUUGCAGUUGCUGUGCCUGUUGCUUUUGGUGCUAACCACAUUGAACAAGAACAUGACUGUUCAUUUACCAAUCCAGUUUUUAUGAUUGGAAGUUCAAUUUUUUCAUUUUUUGUUCCCUGUUUGGCAAUGAUUGCACUCUACGCCGUUAUUUUUAGAAGACUUAGAGAAAGGGAAAAAGCUCGGGAUUUACGGAGAAAAGGGCAAACAUCUGGCACAGAAGGUGCUCUUGUUUUGAAUGCUUUAAUGGGAGGUGCUAGAAUGGCAAGGCAAAUAAACAAAUUUUUGAAGAUAAAUAUUCAAAAAAUAAAAUUUUAG